Molecule: messenger RNA, 1041 nt
Organism: Apis dorsata (giant honeybee)
Lineage: Eukaryota; Metazoa; Arthropoda; Insecta; Hymenoptera; Apidae
Product: nucleolysin TIAR-like
Exons: 7
Coding region: 1-810 (269 amino acids)
Molecular function (GO): mRNA binding
Source: RefSeq, a predicted model, not a curated record
AUGCCGAUCACUUGGCAUGGGCCAAAAUCCCAGGCAAACGCGAAACCAUUGACUUUCGAUGAAGUGUACAAUCAAAGUAGUCCGACCAACUGCACGGUGUACUGCGGCGGACUCACCAAUGGUCUAACAGAAGAGCUAAUGCAAAAAACAUUUUCGCCUUUCGGAUCCAUCCAAGAGAUUCGCGUAUUCAAGGACAAGGGUUACGCUUUCAUCAGGUUUUCUACCAAAGAAUCGGCGACACACGCUAUUGUGGCAGUUCACAACACCGACAUCAAUGGUCAAACGGUGAAGUGUAGCUGGGGGAAGGAGAGCGGGGAUCCGAACAAUGCUCAACAAACUGGACAGGCGUUAUCGUCGGCGACGUACCCAUACUACGCGGCGGCAGCAGCUGCCGCCGCGGCGGCGGCAGGCGUCGCGGGUGUCGGAGGCGUCGGUGGCGUCGGCGGUGCCGGCCAGCUAGGAUACUGGUACCCGCCCCAAUCUUAUCCGACGACAGCGACGCAGAUGCAAGCCGGUGGUUUCCUUCAAGGGAUGCAGGGAUACACUUAUGGACAGUUCGCCGGGUAUCAACAGGCGCAAUACAUGGGAAUGGGAAUGGGUGUCCACGCUGCUGGCACGGCGGCAGGUUGGGGCCAGGGAUUACCUGGGGGACCACAGUUACCGCCACACCAUGCCACGACGGUCACGGCACCCCCAGGGGUGCAAGCCGCACCCCCACCACCACCACCUCCGGCACAAAUGAUGGCCUACCCGAUGCAACAGUUCCAGCUAGCGGAUGAGGACUGGCUGACGCCUAGCCUUCUAGUGUGAUGGUAAGCAAGUACACCCCACCAACAGGAACAACUUCUACAGCAACAACAGUUACCACCACCACCACCACCACCACCACCACCAUUAUCACCACUACUACCACAACUACCAACAACAACAACAAAAUUUCCGUCACCAUCGACGCCACCGCGACAGCAAAAGCAACAAAAAUCAUGCCGCUUCCGGCUUGAUCCACGAAACAUAAAGCAGUGGGCAUCGAUUGCCAGAAAA